This is a messenger RNA of Somion occarium, 3615 nucleotides long. The record is from the annotation of a GenBank genome assembly. Lineage: Eukaryota; Fungi; Basidiomycota; Agaricomycetes; Polyporales; Cerrenaceae.
GUUCUGCUGCAACUCCUGCCGGUGUGAGCAGAAAGACAGGGAUGGGGAUCUUGUUCAGAUCUCGGUUGGUGGCAGCGUGUCGCCUCGAGGCCAGGAGCGAAAGAUCCUCGUGCACUGGACUGUUCCCCAGCGAUUCCCACCCUCUCUCUUAUCGCAGAUGCUAUAAACACCCCCGGCUGCCAUUUCGUCACCCCCUUUCCCCAUUCAGCUUCCGUUCUACUCUCCUUCACCUGGUACGUCCAUCUAAUCUCUCUCUCUCGCUGCAAAGUCUGACAUCAAUGUCUAGUGACCCCCAAUGUCAACAUGGAUUCCAGAGGCCGUUCUCGCGAUAUCUCUCCCGCUGCCUUUACUCGCAAGCAGCUGCAUACCCCGCUCGUCACACCAUCCAUUCACGCUGACUUUGUCAUCCCAGUAAGCUCACGUUCACGCACUCCCCGUCGACGCCCCGACACAGAUCGUGGCCAGCAAUACCAUUCAUCCGUCUCUGUUUUUGCCUCUGCCAUGUGGCAACAACCGCCGUCCCCCGAGCCCAUCCCCGUGCCUUCCAGUUCCCGCUUAAUGUUACCGCCUGCAACUGCCUCUCCUUCCCCACCUUUUACAUAUCCUCACCUCGCCUGCCACUCCCCAUCUCGCUCUCCAACGCCCUCUCUCCCACCGUCUCCGACCGAUAGUUUCAUGCUGCGUACAAACUCGUCUAGCACUCUCUCCGUCUCGCCUGAGGCCACGCCUUCUGGCCCACUUACUCCUCCGGAUUCUGUGUACGCGUAUUCCGACCGUGACUAUUACGACUCGUCACCUUUGCCACCGCGGACGUUGCAAGACCAGAUGCAGGACGCCUACGCGUUGGACAAUAUGCACCUCGCCAAGAUCCUUCUUCUCAAACUUCGUGGUAUUGAAGUCACCUCUGACGACGACCCACGUAUAGCUCAGGUCAAGGAUGCCGACUUUUCUACCGUUUUUGUCCCGCCCGGUGGUCUCAAGCUCUCUCCAGAGGACGAGAAACGCUACCAGGAGGGCGUCCGACGCGAGAACGAACGUCGACGUCGCGCACAACGCGAAGCUCGUCUCCGCAUUUGCGAGAAGAUCUGGGAGAACAGCGUGCGGUGUUUACGCGAGCAGAAGACCAAACUGGCAAGACGGAAAGAAGACGAGUUGAGAGAGAGGCGCAAGCUUGAAAUAGAAGCCCGUGGGAGGGAACGGGAGGCUAGGGAGAGGGAUUCCGAUAGGGAGUGUGAUAUCUUGGCCAGAUAUACUCGUCAACUCAAGGUAUCUACUUGCUCUAACCAACGCUCAAGGCUCUCUUACGGUUCCUUGCCCGCCUCCUCCUCUCGGUCUGUUGUUCUCAACUCUCCUUCACUGCCAAUGCCUACCUUUGAGUACACGUUGAUGCCGCCUGUACACACUCUCAGUACUUCCCGACAUUCUCCUCCUUCCUCUUUGGCUUCUUCCCCACCCAAGAACAAGUCCCCAUUGAGCUCACCUCAUCGUGCGUUCAAGGAACUCUCUGCGCUCAGUGCCCAGAACAUCCCUUUCUCCACUGUUGUCACUCGCAUGCACGGACCUCUAUUCCCGGAGGACAACGAAGAUGAAGAUGAUACAGCAAGUACAAGUAGCGUGCGCAGGUUAAGGAUCCAACGCAGGACUGUAGCCCAAGUUCACCUGUUCGACGAGUUAUUGAAGAGGGAUGUCAGUCAGUGGCAGGAACGGGCAGAUGGUAGACCUAGGGUAGGUUCUUCCCUUAUCAGACGGAGAACCCAAGGAUGUCCUGCUUGCUCGCAAUCACUCUCCUCUAUGGCUUCCACUCUGGUGUCAUCGUCUGGUCCGUCUACCUCCGCUACUUCAACCUCAUCGUCUACGCGAACCAUAUCCACCCGCUCAAACUCGUGGUUCUCAUCCUUCUCGAGUAUCCUCACGCCUUCCCUCACAUCUUCGUCUUCUCUCUCCUCCUCGACGUCCGAUGCGUUACCCUCUACAACCUCUACCACUGCUGGAUCGGUUAUACCCGUGUCCAUAUCUGUUAUACCCUCGUCGAAGGAGGCCGAGAUCAUACAUCAUCAUACCCUACAUACAUGCUCACAGUCUAAACUUAUACCCCUCGCUCCCGAGGAUCCACACCCACUCUCUGUUCCUCUCACCUCCUCUUCCUCUCGUACACCGUUUUCUUCCGUUUCCGUCCCCUCUCGCGGUCGUGCACUCGUUCGUCCUAUUACCACGACAUCAUCACUGACAAGUCUCCGACUUUCUCCAACUCCUACUGAAGGUGAGAGAGAAGGUGAGGGUCUAGUGUGGAAGAUGACGAGAAGAUUCACUCGGUUCAUCGAUAUGGCGUCUCAGUUCCAGAAAGCGUAUGUUAGGGCGACUAUGUUUUCUACUGGGUCGGAUUUGUAUGGACGUGGAUCCAGUUUGUCCUCGUCGGCUGAGAGGAGCUAUUCUAGGGAACGUGAUAGACUGGGAAGAACCGUUUAUGGAAGUGAGGGGACGGUUUGGGAUAGGAGGGGACGUGCUAGGGAGAGAGGCCGGGGAGUUAGUGCAAAUAUGGGUGCGAGUGCGAAGAAGAUGGAUUUGAAACCGCGUGGUUAUCGAGUCUCUCCCUGUGACCUUCAAAUCUUCACCUCCGCCGAUCUCAACUCUCCAGAAUCGAACCCCACUCGACCUUUUCUUCCUCUCCACACACUUUCCCCACCCACCUCCCCUUCCUCCCCCUCAUACCCACUAAGGUUCCCUCAACCCCCACCGAUCCCAAGGUCCCCCUUCCGUUCCCCGUACCCACCUCAAACACUCACAUCACGACUAAGACCCAUUGCCAACCCAUUACUCCUGAGAAUGCGGGCGUUGCAGAAUCGGUGUAUGGGUGUGGGUGCUGAUAAUUAUUUGGAAGAUGGACAUGUGGUUGGGUUGAUUGCGGGGAAUGGGGGUGUUAUGGAGGUUAGGGAGAAAGUUGUGGGCGUUGCUUGGGAUGGGAUUGGGAGGAGUGGGUUGGGGUGUGAAGUUUGUGUGCGUUGAUUGGUUGUGUGGCCGUCUGUUAGAUGGUAGAUGGUAGAUGGUAGAUGGUGUUUUUUUUUCUCCUCUUGUUGCUUUCGAGUUGCUUUUUACUAUGUCGCAUAUCGCUUUUUUCUUCUUCUUGUCAUCCCCCUCCCCAUUGCCAUCCUCUUUCCUUCAUUUGUACAACUAACUACUACUACCCUCUCAUCCCCCCUUUUUCUUUUACUUAUUUGCUCCUGGGUUUUAGGCGGUUGCUACUGCUACUGCUACUGCUACUCCGACUUGCUGCUUUUUGGUGGCGGCGGAUCAGUGCACUACUAGGAUGCUUUCUGUUUUCUGUUUUCUGUUGUUGUAUAGUUGUGCGUGGACGUUCACGUUUUGUUGUAGUUGUUCUAUAGUACCGUUACAUGGGUAUCUUACCUCCUCCAUCCCUUUCUUCACGACUUCCCCCCCACCUCUUUCUCUCCGUUCUUGUUCUUUUUAGGUAGUAUGUUCGAAUGCUGCGUUGGCUUGAUCAUACCUCACGGUAAUUGGUAAUACCCCCUCCUCAUGUUGAGUUGAGUACAUAGUCUACUUGCUUUCCGUUUUUGCUCGUCGAAUUACAGUAUAUAUUAUAUUGCUUUGCUCGUAGUU